Molecule: messenger RNA, 1416 nt
Organism: Chaetomium fimeti
Lineage: Eukaryota; Fungi; Ascomycota; Sordariomycetes; Sordariales; Chaetomiaceae
Exons: 2
Coding region: 1-1416 (471 amino acids)
Biological process (GO): regulation of transcription by RNA polymerase II
Molecular function (GO): DNA-binding transcription activator activity, RNA polymerase II-specific; zinc ion binding
Source: RefSeq, a predicted model, not a curated record
AUGAUCAAGAGAAAAUCGCACACCAAGUCCCGAAAUGGCUGCCGAAAUUGUAAGAAGCGGCACGUCAAGUGCGACGAACAAGGCCCGCCAUGUCUGCACUGCAUCAUGCGAAAGGAGCCCGAGACGUGUACAUUUCCGUUUCUGCGUCAACCCCCCGCCUCAUCCAGCAGGCCGUCUUCGGUGGUUCCCCCCCCUCCGGCGGUGGUUACCCCUCCGGCGGUGGCUGUGGCACUGCCCACACUCCCGCCAAGCUCCUCCUCUUCCUCUUCCCCAGUCUUGACUGAGAACAACCGCAUUCUCGAGCUCGAACUCAUGCAUCGCUGGUCCACCCGGUCAUGGACCUGUCAAGAGACCACCCCGGCGUGCCGUCCGUAUCUACAGGAGCAUCUCCCCCGCGCCGCUCUCCGGAACGGGUACCUCCUCAACGCCAUCCUCGCCACCGCCGCCGUAGACCUGGCCGUGUCAUACAAGGACAGCUCACCCAGCGACUCGGCGUCCUACUACCGAACGGCGCUCGAGUACGGGAACAAGGCCAUGUCCGACUUCCGCACGCAGGUGACCACCCUGACGCCCGAAAACGUCGACCUGGUCUUUUACUUUUCGAGCCUGGUGGGCGUCGUGCAUUUCGCCGUGCCCGCCGCCGACGAGAAUAUGAGCGUCAUCGACCGCGUGUGCGAGCAGGCCGACUUGACGCUCAAGUCGGGCCACAUCAUCGCCGAGAACCUGGCGUGGUUCAUGGCCGGCCCGAGUCCCAUCCCGACCGUGGUGCGGGAGUACACGCAGGACCUGGCGUUGCUGGACAAGCUGGACCCGAGGACCCGUGCCACCUUGGACCUCAUGACGUCCGUCUCCUGCCAGGUUCGGGUCCCCCCGACGAGUCCGACCAUCCAGGGCGGCGCUGCUCUCACUAAGGAAGUGUUGGUUUUAUCUGAGGAAGGGCAGGGACCGUUCGCUCGCGAGCUGCAUAUUUACCGGCUCGCCAUCGGCCAGACAAAGUAUUGUUACGCAGAGGACCUCCUGAAUAGGCGCAAGGCCUACUUCCAUACCAUGUUUGCCGUUGCGGGACCGCGUUUCUCGGCCGCCGUCCGGAACCGUGAACCCAUGGCCGUCUUCGUCCUCAUGUACUGGGGGGUUCUCGUCCACCGGCGGAGGCGGGACCCGUCGCUUUGGGUUCUGGUGCCGGAAGGACGCGACAUCGUAGCCGAGAGCACGUCGCUGGUGUUUUCCUCGGAGAUUAUCGACGUUCCGGGGGUGCGGGAGGGUAUUGCGUGGACCCGCUUCCAGGUCGGACUACCCGAGCUUCCCGGAUGUGUCCUCCCUCCCGCGUUGAUGGAAAUAGGGAUCGUGACGGCGGUGGACAUGGACUCGGUAGGGGGCUCGACAGAGGGGUUGGGAUUAUCAGAGCAGAGCUUGUGA